Messenger RNA from Astyanax mexicanus (Mexican tetra), 1170 nucleotides. RefSeq names its product DiGeorge syndrome critical region gene 6 (gene dgcr6). Bases 137 to 730 code for a protein of 197 amino acids. The transcript has 5 exons. Lineage: Eukaryota; Metazoa; Chordata; Actinopteri; Characiformes; Acestrorhamphidae. The record is from RefSeq and is a predicted model, not a curated record.
GGCACAUACUAGGACAGCUAUCGGCGCUAGGACCUCCUCCUCCUCCUCGCUGCUGUGUGUUUGUGUGUAGCAUGUUAGCCGGUUAGCCUGUGCUGUGUUUAAAGCGCUGCGCGGGUUUAUAUGUUUGUGAGUAUAAAUGGAGCUGUACUCGGGUUUAUACGGAGAGCCCGCAGACCCGACUAAACAGCAGGAGAGACACUACUACCUGCUGUCUGAACUACAGAGCCUGGCCAAAGACCUGCCCAGCUCUUUUCAGCAGCGUUUGUCCUACACUACACUGAGUGAUCUGGCUCAGGCUCUUAUAGACGGAACCGUGUAUGAGAUCGUCCAGGGUCUGCUGGACAUUCAGCACCUGACUGAGAAGAAUCUCUACAAUCAAAGGCAAAAGCUGCACAGCGAGCACAGAGUACUAAAACAGGACCUGUUGCGGAAACACCGACUGGCCCUGCAGAGCUGCAAAUCUCACAACGUGACUGUGCUUAAAACAAACCAGAAAGCAGAAACAGAGGCUCUGGAGCAGCGUGUCAAGGAUGAGCAGCGAAUGAUGGAUGAGAAGAUCAUAGCAGAGAUUGACCAGAAGGUCAUAGACCAACAGAACACACUGGAGAAAGCAGGAGUGCCUGGAUUCUACAUCACAACCAACCCACAGGAAGUGACGAUGCAGAUGAACCUACUGGAGUUGAUCUUGAAGCUACAGCAAAAAGAGGAGAAAUCAGGAACUCUGCCUUGAGGCCAGCAUGGGUCAAGACUGAGUUCUGCAAUCAGCUAAUAGCUGCAUACAUGGGAGGACCCUUAAUUUCUCCUUGUAUUUGCGGAAAUGUAUGUAUGCGCUAGUGGUAGCAAUUACAGGGCAUCUCCUGAUAAAUCACAAUACAUCACAAACGAUAACUAUGAUAUCAUGUGUUACUGAAGAGGAUUAAGAACUUUUUUACACAGUGGCUGUUUAGAGAGAGAGAGUGAGAGAGAGAGAUGGAUUCUGUCUCCCUGUCAUCCUGCAGCAGGAUGUAUUAUUUGUUAAGUAUAAUAUUUUUGUUUUCAAAGAAAUGUUGAUUUCAUAUGUUAAAUUAUAGUGAACCUGUGGGGAUUGGACAUUUGUGACUUCUUUUGAAGAUUAAUGAUUUCAAUGUUUUCAAUUUGUAAAUAAAUGUCUCAAAUGUAUAGUAAACAAAA